Messenger RNA from Chlamydomonas reinhardtii, 4812 nucleotides. RefSeq lists its product as uncharacterized. The record is from RefSeq and is a predicted model, not a curated record. The transcript has 3 exons. Bases 278 to 4477 code for a protein of 1399 amino acids. Lineage: Eukaryota; Viridiplantae; Chlorophyta; Chlorophyceae; Chlamydomonadales; Chlamydomonadaceae.
CACGAUUGCGUGCAAAUCAAUCAAUCUGUCCAGUGAGGCAGCGCGGACAGACGUGGGAAGCCGGGUCGCAACCGUCAUCGCGCAUGCAGGCCGGUAAAGUAAAAGCCACAGAAGACCCCGCCACUGCAUUUGAUUAUUGCGUGCUACUGCAUUUGUAGGAAACAAUUUUGUACACGUAAAAGCUAUGCUUUAGCGACCGUGAAGUAACAGCUGUGCAUCCUGGACGUCCAGCGACGCUGAGACUCGAAAGCGACGUAUCCUAUGUAUUUGCCUGACAAUGGCAGCAGAGAGAGCUCGACAGGCGCAGCAGCUUGAAGCGUUUGUAAACCAGAAUGCAGCUCGCCCCUGCACGCCAAGCACUGUGCUGAGGGAGGCACGCGUGCGCCAUGGCUACGACGUCAGCUACCUGCUGCGCGCCACAGCCCCGCCCUCCGGGCCCGCGUUGCCCCCCUCCCGCCGCUCGCCCUCGCGACACCAGUUCGGCAGGCUCAAUAUCGCUGCCGCGGCAGCCUCAGGCUGCAGCGGUUCCGGCCCUGCAGCCUCGGGAACAGGGCAUGCGGCCUUCGGACGAGAGGAGGAGGUGGAUGGCGAGGACCUCGAUGAGGCUGACCUGCGAAUGCUAGACGCCGGCUUUGCCGGCGAGGGCGACGGCUGGCGAGGCGAUCCGCGCCAGCGCCGCGGACCGCGCCUGCCUGCGACCAUCACCAUAAAGGCACCGGCGCCGCACCGCUUCGGCUCGGUGCUGCUGGCGCCGCCCGGCGCCCCGGGAGCAACGGCAGUAGCAGCAUCAGCUGCGGUGGACAGCGGCCGGGGCAGUAGCAUCAGCAACGGCUCCAUUGGCACGUGCGCUGCUGGGAGCCUUGUGCAGCUGGUGUCCGCACGCUCUACGAGGCUGGGGCCGCACAUUGACAGCCCACCGCCAGCCGCGCGCCCCACGCCCUUUGCGAGCGGCACCAAGCGCAUCAGCUUCGCCUGUGUGCCCGACGCAACAGCCGCCGGCCUCAGCGGCCCCGGCGGCCCCAGCGGCACUGGCAGUAGCGGCAGUUGCGGCGGUAGCAAGGUGACGCGCGCGCCCGCCUCGGUGGCUGUACUUAUGGACCGGGUGAGUGAGGACCAAGUGGCAGCGGUGGUGAAUGCAGGGGUAGCGGCGGCGCUGUCGCCGCGCGCCCGCACUGCGGACCCCCACAGCCACCAUCUUCUGGGCGGCGGCUACGGUCCGCGCGGCGGCGGUGGCAGUGGCGGUGGCAGUGGCGUUGUUGGCGGCGGCGGCGUGCUUCAACCCUCGUGCAGCCCGCGCUUGUCGGCUCGAGGCCGUGACGGCGCAUGCCGUCAAGCUGCAGUGAUGCCGGGGGCGGCUGGGACAGCCUUGGGCAGCCGAGGUGGUGGCGGCACCUGGACACGGCGGUUCUCUCUGGAGUGCCAGCAGCCCACCCUGGCGAUGUCAUCCCUGGCAGGCGGCAGUCCGCCAGGUGAAAACGCCAGCAGCACGGGUGGCGCUGGCCAUGCUAGCGUGCGUGGCCCGUGCGUCCCCGGCAGCAGCUGCAGCGGGGCAACCCAGCAGGGGCAGCACGCCGCAGCGGUGGUGGCACCGCCACAGCAGCUCACAGAUGGCGCCCUGCUGCCGCGCGCCUGCUCGCCCUGCUGUCUGCACAGCACCCCGCGCAGCGUCGUGGGCGGCCGCGCCGCCACGGCCUCGACGGCGGCUGGGAAGCGCGGCGCCGUCGCCGGCGGCAGCCCGCCGCGGCAGGCGGCCAUCCGCCGCGGACCAUCCGGACCAGCGGCCGCCGCCAGCCCGUGCUACGCCCAGUGCGGUGGCGGGCCCCGGCCUGCCACGACGACCUGUUGUAGCUCACUCGCCUCGGACACCGCCGCCGCCGCCGCUACGCCAUUCUCAGCAACGGCGUCCUCCUGCUCCUCGCCGCAGUCGCACCGCGCCUCGCCGCUGCCCUCGGCCUGCUCCUCACCCGUUCCGCCGUCGGCGGCGUUCGCAAUCGCGCGGCGGCGCAGCAUUGACCCCCAGUUGUCAGUUGUUGGGGGGCGGGCCAAUAGCCGCGCGGGAUCUGGAUCCCUUGCGGUAGGGGCCAUCAGCAGCUGUUGCCCGGCAACGGGUUCCACGGCGGCCUGUGGCGGGCUGCUUGAUGCAGCAGCCGGCAGCAGCAGCGGUGGUGAGCCAGCAGGUCCUGCGUCGGUGCCAGCUUUGGCGUGCGCGCGUGGCAGUGGUCAGGCUGACGGUUUGGAGAUGGCUGGCUGCGCUACUGGCAGCGGCAGCUGCACUGGCACUGACAAGGCAGCAGCAGGUAUAGCGGCGGUACCGGUGGCGGCCGCCACACCAGCGCCGCCCGGUGUUGCUGGGCUUGGCUCCCAGAGCGCUCCGCUCCCAAAUGUUGCCUCUUCGCCUCCCGUUGGCGAUGCCUGCCUCCAACACCACCAUCAACAAUUCCAGCACCAGCACCAGCACCCCUGGCCGCCGUCACGGGCAGCGCAGCUGCCGCUGUCCGCGGAAGACGUCGCCGGCAGCCACCACGGCAGCACAACAACCGCCGUGUCAACCGCGGGCAUUCACCCGUACCCUCACUGGCACGGAGGGAGCCAUGUCAUGUUCCCAGAACUCGCCGCGGCGGACACGGCCACGGCCACGGCCAUGGCAGGCCGGGCCACCACCAGCGCUCUGCAGCUCGAGUCGCUACCGUUACCGCGGCUGGCAUCAUGUGGCAGCGGAGGCGGUGGUGAAACUGGUGGCGGGGUGCACGCGGGCGCGGUCACGUGCAGAAUUAGCGAGCUGAGCAGCAGCGGCAGGAGCAUGGGGGAGUAUCAGAGAGCGACCUCCCGCGCGCGGCGCUACAGCGCUCCCUACCCAGAAAGCGUGAGCGGCACAAGCGCAGGCGCCAGCACGCGUAUUUGCCACGGAAGCGUUAACGGCUACAGCAGUAACCUUCCGUCGCAGCUGCAACUGAGCAGCAGGGCAACGGGCACAGCCGAUGUGCACCGAUUCCCAGCGGGCUGGAACGGCUCUGCGGCUGUGGAGCCCGCGCUUGCGUCGGAGCGGGCCUCGCCUGCUGCCGGCGGCGGCGGCAUCCCCCAAGAGCCCCAUCUUCAUUACAGCUACCAGCCGCAGCAGCAGCAACAGCAGCAGCAACAGCAGCGUCGCCGCCCCUCCGACCAUGAUGGCAGCGAUGGGGGCGCGCUACCACCGCCACAGCAGCGCCAUUCGCAGUCGGGAGCGGCGCAGCAGCUGCACGUGCACGUGAUCGGGCCGGUCGCGUCGCCGGCCGCCGCCGCCGCGACCGAGGCGGCAGCGGUCAGCCGCAUGACGCGCGUGAUGAGGGCGGAGUCGCGCAAAGGACCGGCCGACCAAGACUGGACGCUGGAUCCCGAGGCGGUCGCGGCGCACGCGGCCCGAGUGCUGGGCGCCGCCUCAGCCGACCAGGUCCCAGUCGCCGCUGCCGGCACCGCCGCCUUCGGCCGCGGCCACUGCGUGCGGCUGCACGGCCACGCACACGAGCCGACGGCGGCGCCGGCGCCGCGGGUGAGCGGCAGCGGUGAUGCCAGCGGCGGUGGGGCGACGGGUGCCGCCGCUUGCGCGUUUCCAGAGGAGGCGCGACGUCGCUCCUCGCACACUGGCGAAGGCGGCACAGAUGCGGCAGCGGCGGCGCCGUCAGCGGGCGCCGCGCCGCCUGCUGCCGGGCUAGGCAGCCGGCGGGAACUGGGGCUGAACGGCUCUGUAGGCCCGGCGGUGCUCGCAUCUGCACCUGCAGCAAGAGUAGCGGGGCACGGGCACGGAUAUGCUACACUGCCGCACCUGCCGCAGCCGCAGCCGCAGCGCCUACCCUUCCUGCCCGGCGUCUCCCGCCUCCAGAGCAAGCUCACGCCUGGCGGCCCGCAGCAGCAGCCGGCAGCAGGAGGCCUGCCGGCUGCAGCAGUGUCUGGCGGCGGCACCGGCGGCGCCCACGUGCCACCCACAUCGGCGGGUUCCUGGUCCGCCUCUGCAGCCGCCGCCGCCACCACCUGCGCAGCCGCAACUAGAGGUCCAAUCAGUCCUGCAGGAGUCAUGCGGCAGCAGCAGCAGAUGGCCUCAUCCCGCCCGGUUACUUCGGGAGCCCGGCUAAAUGCCACGCCCUCUAAUGCUCAAGGCGUCUCGCCGCCGCCCUCGCCACCGCUAACGGCGAAGUCGUCUGGCAGGUCGCACAAGCGCGCGGGCACAGCUACCGCCGCUGCAGCGGCUACAGCCGCCGGCCACGCAAUGCCCCCUGGAGCCGCUACAGCCGCCGGCCAUGCAGCGUCUUGUCGUGGGUCUGCAGCCCCGUUUGGCACGGGCAGGGAGGGGCCUACUGCUGACUGUGCGAGCUCUGGCCGUGGUGCAGAUGCUGCGGCGCCAGUGGCAGCGGCUGCAACAGCCCAGAGCGUUGAAAUGGAGGAGCGGGCGAGCAUUCUGCUGCGUAUCAAGAAUGCGCUCAGCUUCCUGCACCGUGAUGAGUAAUGUAGUACUCGCGUGGGUCCCGUGCGGACUGUGACAGCGGUGGGUCAGGCCAUGUGGGCACGACUGAUGGUGUGCGUGCCCGCGUGGCCCUCACCACAGUGAUGUUAUCGACGAUGCUUUAACCUAACAAAUUCGCACAAUGCCAGAAGAGGUUGUCGGAGCUCGCAGGCAGCGCAGGAGGAAACCAGUAAUGGGGGAAGUUGAGAAGAGGAAGCAUGAAGGAAAGCGUGGGAUUGCUAUUGGAUGAGAGGUUCCUCCCCGGGCGUAGCCGGGCGGGGUGUUUGAUGGCUUGCAUUAGAAUAACAGAUGAUUGCACGCGAAAUGGCGCCUAUACG